AUGUCUAACGAACAUUCUGUUGAUACGGCCGAUUCGAUUGUGAUGAGCAGUGAUUCUGUGAUUGGGGGGUUCACGGUCAUUGGUGACAAAUUGCGAUAUGAUCAAACCAAGCCUACUGAGAUGCUUCCCUUCUGGAUCACACAAGCUACUUACUUUCCCAGUGACCUUAGUUUCCGACAGAAGGUCGAUGACUUGAAGGAGUUGCAUCCCUUUAUGCAGUCUCGCCUAGCUGACAUGGGUUUCUCGGAGUUGUUCCCAGUACAAGCUUGUGUCAUCCCCUCAAUAUUGCGUUCGUACCGCCUUAAUAAGCGGCGCCCGUUGUGUCGUCCGAGUGAUAUCUGCAUAGCCGCUCCGACAGGUAGUGGAAAAACACUUGCAUAUUCCCUCUUGCAUGGGCGUGUGCAAGUCUUCCUUCGUGCAUUAGUAAUUCUUCCAGUUCGAGAUUUAGCAGCACAAGUAUUUCAAGUGUUACUCGACCUGGCCGAAGGUACCGAUCUUCGUAUCGUUCUAAUUAACGGUUCUAAAAGCUUCACAAAGGAACAGUUGGAUCUGGUUGACACAACAUCCUCUGUUGCCCACACCAAAGCAGAUAUUGUUGUUGCCACACCUGGUCGACUGGUAGACCAUAUAUACAACACGGUCGGUUUCAGUCUUGAAAAGUUGAGGAUUUUGGUCAUUGACGAAGCUGAUCGUGUAAUCUUGGAGGAGAAACAAGACUGGUAUAGAAUACUGGAAGAUGCUCUUUAUCAUCCUAAUGCAUUUGCGUUCGAUAUCGAUGGGGAAAUUGGCCAUCGGCGUCCGACAGGAAUGCAGCGAACACGGCCUAUCCUCGCCUCGGCUACUUUGACACAUGACCCAGAACCGCUGAAGCGGUUCAACUUGUAUUUUCCACAAUUGUUUGCUUCGAGCACUUCGGCUCAACCAAUAAGUUCAAACGGACCCAUUGUUUCUGACAUCGACCACACCAUUGAAACUGAUCUAGAGCCACCAGUGAAGAAGAAAAAGAAGCAGAAAAAGAAAAAUGCGCUUUCAGAGGGAAUGGCGCACAACGCUAGUCAUACAGACUGCAGCGAAAUGGUUCAGGACGCUGGUGGUGUGGGGGUGUUCAGUACUCCUCCUGGCUUGAAGGAGUAUGUGGUAUCUGUGCAACCGGAGCAUCGGGCCCUCUUUUUGGUUCACCUUAUUCGACACGAGAAUGUCAAACGCGUGUUGUGCUUCACCAAUUCCCGUGCAACAGCCGCGCGGCUGCACUUGCUGCUCAGUAAUUUCAAGGGAAUCAGAUCGUAUAGAAUCUCAGGUCAUAUGCCACCUGACAAAAGGCAGCGUGUGCUGAGUGCAUUCGCCCGCAAAGAACUGGACAUUCUUGUAUGUACGGACAGUAUGGCCCGCGGGAUGGAUAUCAAAGAGGUAAACUGUGUGGUGUCGUAUGAAAUGCCCCCGAAUGUGAAAAUUUACGUUCACCGGGUGGGACGCACUGCGAGAGCUGGUCAGCCUGGUUUGGCCUACACUCUACUUAGCAAAAAUCAGUUCUUUCAUUUCAAGAAAGACCUUCGUGCAGUCGGAAAACGAAAACUGAAGGAGGUCACCUUCCACACUAGCCACUUUGCAAAUUUACAGGAGGAAUACAAACAGGCUCUAUGUCGGCUUGAGGAAGAAGUCAAGACGUCUUCCAAACCAGCUACCGGUCAUUCCACAGAUAUCCUCCAGACCGUAAGGAGUGCACGGAAUAAACCGCAGAAUAAACGAAAAAUCCAUAAAUAUUCCAACAAACACCUAUAUUGUGACAAUACAACCGAUUUGUUAUACUUCCCUACUUCUUGUGGUCCGUUUAUUCACGACUGCUUGUUGUCUCAGUGUAUUCACUGGGUUUCUUCGUUGAUGUGGAUAUCCAGCGCUUUCCUCAUCAUCAUAAUUCAAACUUUAUCCAUUCACACUUUUGUUUCAGUCGCUAUGAUUUCGCAAACAGCGGUGGCUACUUUGCUGUGUGUCCUAACCAGCUUUCUCCAGGUCACAGGGGACACAGAACUCCAAUCAAGGGACCUAAACUGUGAUGUUUCUGGACAGGGGUUUCAUUUGAAUUUACACUGUGACUUACGUGGACCGGCUUCGAGCCAGUGGAGUACAUGUGUGCUCAAAAUGCGCUUGCCACGCGGUUUAUAUGUAGAUCCGUAUGAAUUGGGCAUACGACAACCGGCCCUAAACUUCUCUUUAUCGAAACCGAAGUCAUCCGGUUCUUCGGGCGGUCGAUUUGGACGAUGGCUGUCUUGGUUCACAGCAUCUGACCCUCAUGAGUCCGGUCACGGCUCCUUCGAUCAGUUUGAAGAAGCCGAAGUUCCAAUGAACCAAAGCGAGGUCAAUGUUGAAAGUCCUGAGUGGUUGGCUGAGCCCAUGACUAUCAACCUCUACCCACAGCAAUCGACCGCAAAAGAUAUGGACGGUCUGUCCCUGAAUAGCGUCGAUAUUCCUCUCCAUCUUCGUUAUAAGUUACCCAAUGAUGGAGAUGACUCUAGCACCUCACUGCAGUCAACAACUCUUCCAUAUCCCAUGCUGAAAUGUACCGAUGGAGAUGAAGUAAACAGCUGGGACAGCAUGCCGCCUUUCGAAGUAGCUGUUGCGACCCCGCCCACCAGCGACUUAUUAGUUGAAAGUCAUGAGAACUCAGGAAAACGCAAAUUCGUUCCUAAUUUAAAGAAGGCACUUAACAAGCAAGUUCUUACCGAUUCCAGGCCUUCGAAAUCAACACGCGGAGACCGAAAUCCAAGUGAUCAACCGACCCACCGUUCGGCGCGUUUUGGCCGCGGUGCUGGGCAACAGACACAACGGCGAGAUGAGAAACCACAGUUUGUUCAGAGCUAUUCAAUCUUCGAAACAGGCAUUGGUUGCGUUGUAAAGACGGACAAAAAUGCGGUCGAACUUAGAGAAUCUCGACCGUCCUCUGAUUCGGUCUGUCGAACCGAACAUCAGGAGGUGGACGAAACCGAAUUGAAAGAAGAUCCGUUGGAAAAUUAUCAGUCUUUUGUGACCGAUAUUAAGCAGGUUUUCAAAGACCCUCCUGUUCUUAUGCAUGAUUCCGCUGCUGGCACCCAAAUUCCUCCAGAUCCCCUGAAAGACCUGGAUCUGUCUGGCGGAAGGAACCAUCGUGUACCUUAUGACUUUUUCACCGAUUCUGGACCGGGUCGAUUAUUUAUUCUACACUUACCGGACAAAAUACUGCCCAGUGAUUUGGAGCAGCUGGAGGAAGGUUGUUUUGGAAAGAUUCAGGUUUUGGACAACCAACAAGUUCGCUUAGUUGUUGGCGAGGCUAGGUUUGACCUAAUAAGCCCUCAUGCACCCACGGCAAGCUCCGACGUAGUCCUUGUGGAUCAACGUGGGGAUGAUUGCAUCAGAUUGAAUUGUCUCGGUCACCUGGACGAAGCAAUGGUUGCCGUACCAAAUCUAGACGACUUUGUAGCUCUUGGACAAUGAGCCUGUUGAAGACAACCUGCCUUCUGUAUAUUUGUUCUUUUGCAAUACGAAACCCUGAACAUGCCCCUGGCAACCGAACAGCUUAUUUUGGCUUAUUUUUUCAAAUGUACUGAGCGCCGCCCUGACCCAUCACUGUAUUCUGUAUGUGUAAAU
Opisthorchis viverrini is the source of this 3618-nucleotide messenger RNA. RefSeq lists its product as hypothetical. The transcript is spliced from 21 exons. Gene Ontology annotation, cellular component: endoplasmic reticulum membrane; nucleus. Lineage: Eukaryota; Metazoa; Platyhelminthes; Trematoda; Opisthorchiida; Opisthorchiidae. Bases 1 to 3465 code for a protein of 1154 amino acids. Gene Ontology annotation, molecular function: ATP binding; nucleic acid binding. Gene Ontology annotation, biological process: GPI anchor biosynthetic process. The record is from RefSeq and is a predicted model, not a curated record.